Molecule: messenger RNA, 1047 nt
Organism: Penicillium roqueforti
Lineage: Eukaryota; Fungi; Ascomycota; Eurotiomycetes; Eurotiales; Aspergillaceae
Product: FAD-dependent oxidoreductase
Exons: 3
Coding region: 1-1047 (348 amino acids)
Molecular function (GO): FAD binding; D-amino-acid oxidase activity
Source: RefSeq, a predicted model, not a curated record
AUGUCCAAGGACACAAUUGUAGUGAUCGGAGCGGGCGUAAUUGGCCUUUCCACCGCACUAUGCAUCCAACAAUAUCUCACUCCGGCGCAAUCCAUCCUUCUCGUAGCCCGGGACUUCCCAUCGGAAACUUCCGUCAACUACGCCUCGCCAUGGGCAGGAGCCCAUUACCGCCCGGUGCCUGGCUCCUCGCCACAGGCCCUCAAGGAAGCGAACCAAGCGCAGCGCACGUAUGAGUGGCUUAAGCGAACUGCGGCCGAUGAGCCCGGCGCAGGCAUCCAGUUCCUCGACGGCGUUGAGCACCUCGAGGCGCCGCCACCCGAGUAUCUGGAUCAGCUGAGUGUGCGCAAUGUCUAUUCGCACCUGGAUAAGUUCCAACUUCUAGGGAAAGAAGAGGUGCCGGCUGGAGUGGUGUGGGGUGUGAAGUAUGGGACGUAUGUGAUCAACUCGCCUGUCUACUGUGCGCAUUUGUUGCGCAAGUUCAUUCUUAAGGGGGGUGAGGCGAGGCGGUAUACGCUCGCCAAUUUGAAGGAAGCGUUUAGUAUGGCGGGAAAUGUGAAGACCGUGGUGAACUGCUCGGGAACUGGGUUUGAGGACCCGAAGUCGUUUAUUAUCAGAGGUCAAACCUGUCUUGUCCGUAACCCUGUCUCUAAGACCAUUACUCGACAGAAUACGGAUGGCUCGUGGUCCUUCUGUAUCCCGCGUCCUCUCGAAGGCGGAACCAUCAUCGGAGGCACGAAGGAGCCGAAUAACUGGGACCCGAACCCAUCACUGGAAACCAGACACCGACUCCUCGACAACGCAAGCAAGUGGUUCCCUUUCACACCUGAGAGCGGCGGCCAGUUUGAUGUGAUUCGCGAUAUUGUCGGUCGGCGGCCGGCUCGUGAGGGCGGUCUGCGCAUCGAGGCAGAGAAGCUCGCUGAUGAUCGAUAUGUCGUUCAUGGGUAUGGUGCUGGUGGUCGCGGGUUUGAGCUGUCCCGUGGUAUUGCGGAGGACAUUGUAGCCGUGAUGCUCGAGAAGAGGCUACUGCAGGCAAAAGCCUCGCUGUAA